CUCACUCGCUUCUUCCCGCCCUCCCCGUAGCGCCGGCCGAGCCGGCUUCCCCUCCGUCUCUCAUGAAUAUUGAGCGGCCCCUGUUGUAUUUCCCGAGCUCCAUUGCGGAAGCCGAGGCUCGCCAUAUUGUGCGGCGGCGCCGGCGGCCGCGGCGGCUGAUACCUGAGUCUCGCUCCGGCCGCGGCCAGCGGAGCCCCGGGCUGGGGUAGGAGCCGCAAUGUCUCAGGCUGUGCAGACAAAUGGAACUCAACCAUUAAGCAAAACAUGGGAACUCAGUUUAUAUGAAUUACAACGAACACCUCAGGAGGCAAUAACAGAUGGCCUGGAGAUUGUGGUUUCACCUAGAAGUCUACACAGUGAAUUAAUGUGCCCAAUUUGUUUGGAUAUGUUGAAGAACACCAUGACUACAAAGGAGUGUUUGCAUCGUUUUUGUGCAGAUUGUAUUAUCACAGCCCUUAGAAGUGGCAACAAAGAAUGUCCUACUUGUCGGAAAAAGCUAGUUUCCAAAAGAUCACUCAGGCCAGAUCCAAACUUUGAUGCACUCAUCAGCAAAAUUUAUCCAAGUCGUGAUGAGUAUGAAGCUCAUCAAGAGAGAGUAUUAGCCAGGAUCAACAAGCACAAUAAUCAACAGGCACUCAGUCAUAGCAUUGAGGAAGGACUGAAGAUACAGGCCAUGAACAGAUUACAGCGAGGCAAGAAACAGCAGAUUGAAAAUGGCAGUGGAGCAGAAGAUAAUGGUGACAGUUCACAUUGUAGUAAUGCAUCCACACAUAGCAAUCAGGAAGCAGGCCCUAGUAACAAACGGACCAAAACAUCUGAUGAUUCUGGGCUUGAACUUGAUAAUAACAAUGCAACAGUGGCAAUUGAUCCAGUAAUGGAUGGUGCUAGUGAAAUUGAAUUAGUAUUCAGGCCUCAUCCCACACUUAUGGAAAAAGAUGACAGUGCACAGACAAGAUAUAUAAAGACUUCAGGUAAUGCCACUGUUGAUCACUUAUCCAAGUAUCUGGCUGUGAGAUUAGCUUUAGAAGAACUUCGAAGCAAGGGAGAAUCAAACCAGAUGAACCUUGACACAGCCAGUGAGAAGCAGUAUACCAUUUAUAUAGCAACAGCAAGUGGCCAGUUCACUGUAUUAAAUGGCUCUUUUUCUUUGGAAUUGGUCAGUGAGAAGUACUGGAAAGUGAAUAAACCCAUGGAACUUUAUUACGCACCCACCAAGGAGCACAAAUGAGCUUUUAAAAACCAAUUCUGAGACUGAACUUUUUUAUAGCCUGUUUCUUUAAUAUUAAAGAUGUACCAUCAUUACUUUUAUGGACA
This is a messenger RNA of Marmota monax (woodchuck), 1314 nucleotides long. Its product is annotated as E3 ubiquitin-protein ligase RING2. Lineage: Eukaryota; Metazoa; Chordata; Mammalia; Rodentia; Sciuridae. Gene Ontology annotation, molecular function: ubiquitin protein ligase activity; chromatin binding. Bases 218 to 1228 code for a protein of 336 amino acids. Gene Ontology annotation, cellular component: PcG protein complex; ubiquitin ligase complex. The record is from RefSeq and is a predicted model, not a curated record. The transcript has a single exon.